AUGAUAAAGGUAAUCCUCGACCUUCAGGACGAAAAUACAAUGCAAAAUUAUAAUUUUAUUUCAGAAAGUCAAAACCUGCAUUCUGAAACCACACAAGAGCAUGCGAUUACUUGGAAGGAGAAGAUAACAUCAUGUCGCUGGCUUGUUGGUGUUGUAGUCUGUAUACAGAUGUCCUGUUCAAUGACGUUGCGUAUGAAUAUGUCAAUGGUCGUAGUUUGUAUGAAUCCGCCCAACAUGACAGUUACAUUGGUCCUGAAUGGAACGAACAUCACAAAAAGAGACGAAUAUUUGGAUAACUACGUAGAAUGGGACAGUAACACGGAGGGCCUAUUGAUAGCCGGCUAUUACAUCGGACUUUUCAUCACCUCAAUGGCUUUUGGGGCAUUAACAGACAAGGUGAACGUUAAAGCAAUGAUGAUUGGUCUGACUUUGGUAAUGGUAGUGACGUCAUUGCUAACUCCAGUUUUGACGUUCGUGAGUCCAUAUCUUGUUCUUGCUACUCGGAUUAUACUUGGUAUUUCAGCGGGCGGGUUGGAACCCGGUGCUACACAGAUACUUUCAAACUGGGCUCCUCUCCCCGAAAGAGCCCAAAUGAUGGUUUUAAUCGAAACAGCCAAUAGUAUCGGUGCUAUUUUGAACUUUCUCCUGUCCGGACUGAUCUGCUCUAUACCCGUAUUAGGGGGAUGGCCGUUCAUUUACUAUAUUUUUGGAGGAGUAAACUUGCUCGCAAUUGUACAGUGGACGUUAGUUAUCUAUGACAAACCUAGCAUGCAUCCAAGAAUAACCAGGAAGGAACUUGAUUUUAUAGAAAACCACAAAGAGAAAAAGAACCUAACAUUACCUAUACCUUGGCUGAAGAUGAUGACAUCACCUGCGUUCUGGGGAUGUGUUCUUGGUUUCAUCACUUCCGGUGUAAUAUUCAUGAUCAUGGCAAUCUGUCUACCACUGUAUAUUGAACAAGUGCUUAAGUUUGAUGCCACAGUGAACGGCGCAGUUUCAGCUUUAGUCUUCGUAGGCAGAUUAGCUGGAGCUGUUGUCUUUGGACACUUGGCCGAUUUUGUUUAUUCCAAGGGCCGUCUUUCUAUCUGCCAGCUCCGGAAAUUAUUUCAAGUCACUGGUUUGCUUGGUUCUGUUCCAAUUGUUAUCUGGAUUGGCUUCCUAAGGCAGAAUGACCGGCUUCUGGCCGUGGUGCUAAUGAUUCUUUAUUGGUUCAUUGUGUCUGCUAUGAACUCUGGUUUCCGUGUCAAUCCUGCCGAUAUUGCCCCAAGAUUUGCAGGAUUGAUAAACGGAAUCAGCAUUACUCUCACAGCUGUCUUAUCUGCCAUUGCACCUUUAAUUGUUGCCGCCAUAACACCAAAUGGUACAGCAGAGGAAUGGCAGCUCGUAUUUUACGGUGUUGUUGGAGUAUCCGUAAUAGGUUCUGUCGUAUUUGUAAUUCUGGUCAGUGGUGACGAACAGGAAUGGGCAAAGGAUCCUACAAUGGUAUCAGACAUAGCGAUUACUGUAUCUGAUAACGACAUGAAGAAUGGUCUUUAUUCGGAAUCAACACCAUUAUUACAUGACAGCAAAAGCUAA
Ylistrum balloti is the source of this 1575-nucleotide messenger RNA. RefSeq lists its product as uncharacterized. Lineage: Eukaryota; Metazoa; Mollusca; Bivalvia; Pectinida; Pectinidae. The coding region runs from base 1 to 1575 and encodes 524 amino acids. The record is from RefSeq and is a predicted model, not a curated record. The transcript has 10 exons. Gene Ontology annotation, biological process: transmembrane transport; monoatomic anion transport. Gene Ontology annotation, molecular function: transmembrane transporter activity.